Molecule: messenger RNA, 3539 nt
Organism: Telopea speciosissima
Lineage: Eukaryota; Viridiplantae; Streptophyta; Magnoliopsida; Proteales; Proteaceae
Product: serine/threonine-protein kinase ATM-like
Exons: 4
Coding region: 142-3363 (1073 amino acids)
Source: RefSeq, a predicted model, not a curated record
GAGAGGAAGGUUCUUCGCGAUGGAACGGUGGCGACUCUGCUGCGAAGAUUAAACUUUCAGGGGAACCGAUUCACCGAAUUUAAGCAGGAAGGGGGUUUGUUAUCUGAUAAUGGAGGAAAUCCGGGCGACGAAAUUUCAGGAAUGUCUGUUCCCAUGGUGGAGACCAAGAAGAAUAACAGUGAGGAAGGCAGGGAAGAAAAAGAAGUAGAUGAAGGAGAAGAAGAGGAGCAGGUAGCAAAUGAUCAAGAACAUGAGUUCUCUAUUGGUGAUUUUGUAUGGGCCAAAAUUAAAAGUCACCCAUGGUGGCCUGGGCAGAUCUAUGAUCCUUCAGAUGCAUCAAAGUAUGCUGCAAAGUUCCAUCGGAGGGACCGUCUGCUGGUGGGAUACUUUGGCGAUGGCACCUUUGCUUGGUGUUAUCCGUCUCAGUUAAAGCCUUUUGAGGAGAACUUUGAACUUAUGUCAAAUCAAAGCAAUUCUAAGAGCUUCCUAAAUGCUGUCGAGGAGGCUGUGGAUGAGAUUGGCAGGCGCGUAGAGUUGGAGAUGACCUGCACUUGUGUACCAGAGGAAAUCCGAAACCAAAUUGCAAGACCAUUGGCUGUUAAUGCUGGAAUUAGGGAAGGAGUAGUUGUACCAGACGGUGGGAUUGGUGAACUCACAGUCACUCUAUACGAACCUGCAGAAUUGCUUGCCCUUCUAAGGGAUUUUGCAGAGGUUGUUUCAGUGAAUAGUAUACUGGAGCUUACAGUGUUACGUAGCCGUUUGUCAGCCUUCUUCCGUGCUAAAGGUUACCAGCAAUUGCCCAUGUACUAUGAAGGCGAGGAUGUCUCUGGUACUGAAGAUUUUGCUGUAAAUGAAGAAAUGCAUAAAACCGUCGUAGAUGGUCUGACGGAGGAAUUAAUCUUGCAGCCAACUGAAGUAGACUGGCUUUCAUCACCAGCAAGUCAUGGGGUCAUCAAACCAUGCCAAACCUCAUCUCAGAGGUGGCCAGGUAUUUCAGAUGAUAAGUUAUAUCAAAGAAAGAAGCAAAAAAGCAUGGCUGAGCUUUUGGCGGGUGAAGUCGAUGUUGAACAUCGGAAUGGUGAGAGUGAUGCUGCUGGGGAAAUUCUCUCAGGUAAACCGGUUUCAACUUCAAAAAAGAAGAGGGAGAGCUCUGAAGAUGACAUUAAUAUAGCAGCAGAAGAUUCAACUGGUGAUUAUAUGGGUCUUCAAAAUAAGAAGCUGAACAAAAGUAAGCUUUUAGUAUCUCCCCCAACUGCAGACAAGGAAAGCUCCAGCAUUAACAACGAUGACACGGGGGCCAAAGUAGCUGGGGUGAGCUCUUCCCCAAGGAUGAGGAAGAAGAGCAAGUACUUGUCGCCUCCCUACACUGACCUAAUCUGGGUAAACAAAAGCUUGAAUUCUUCAAAGGAUUCUGAAACAGAGUCUCCGAAGGAUAAAAUGGUUUCCUCCGUAGAGGAAUGCAUCCGCAGGGCUACAGAUCAGCUUGCUGGGACCCCUCCAACUGUAAGGUGUAGUGGUCAGACUUCUCAGAAAAAGCUCUCUAAGGAGAGUGGUGUUCGACGCAAGACAUCUAGUAACUUAAGCCCUCGAACACCGAACAGUGUCAAUUACAAGAAUAUUUUCGUGGAAGACAAUACAUUUAUAGACGAAAUGUUCUCAGACUUCCUUACCAUAGCUUUGGAUCCUUUUUAUCUAGAUGGGAGUCAACGUUUUGAUACAUUCAAGGGUUUCUUUUCCAGAUUUAGGAGCUCUGUGUAUUGUAAUGAAUCGAACUAUGAACAGCUAGUUGUUCAAAGUGGUAGAAAAAGGAAGUCCUUGGAGAGUAAUCUAGAUUCAUCUGGGCAAGCUUCGCAGGAAACUGAUCAAAGUUGUAGAAGGAAGUCUUUGGAGAGUAAUCCAGGUUUAUCUGGGCGAGUUUCCAAGGCAACUGAUCAAAGUGGUAGAAGAAGGAAGUCCUUGGAGAAUAGUCCAGGUUCCUCUGGGCGAGCUUCCCAGGCAACUGAUCAAAGUGGUAGAAGAAAGAAGUCAUUGGAGAGUAAUCCAGGUUCAUCUGGGCUAGCUUCCCAGGCAACUGAUCAAACUGGUAAAAGAAGGAAGUCCUUGGAGAGUAAUCCAGGUUCAUCUGGGCGAGCUUCCCAGGCAAUCGAUCAUCAAUCUUCUGAACCAAAAUCCAAAAGAAAGAGGGAAGAAACAGAUGCAGCAUUUUCACGGAAUGCCAAAAGUGAAUUGCAACAAGUUGAUGUCACAUCUGGUUUGAAGAUGGAUCUUAACAAAGAGGAAACCAAAGAUGAAUCUUCAGCAGCUGUGCGAGCUUCCCAGGCAACAGUUCAUCCAUCUUCUGAACCAAAAUCUAAAAGAAAGAGGGGAAAAACAGAGGAAGCAUUUUCACGGAAUGCCAAAAGGGAAUUGAAACAAGUUGAUGUCCCAUCAGGUUUGAAGAUGGAUCUUAACAAAGAGGAAACCAAAGAUGAAUCUUCAGCAGCAGUGCGAUCUUCCCAGGCAACAGUUCAUUCUUCUCCUGAACCAAAAUUUAAAAAAAAGAGAGGAAAAACAGUGGAAGCAGUUUCACGGAAUGCCAAAAGUGAAUUGCAACAAGUUGAUGUCACAUCAGGUUUGAAGAUGGAUCUUAACAAAGAGGAAACCAAAGAUGAAUCUUCAGCAGCAGUGCGAGCUUCCCAGGCAACAGUUCAUCCAUCUUCUGAACCAAAAUCUAAAAGAAAGAGGGGAAAAGCAGAGGAAGCAUUUUCAUGGAAUGCCAAAAGUAAAUUGCAACAAGUUGGUGUCACAUCAGGUUUGAAGCUGGAUCUUAACAAAGAGGAAACCAAAGAUGAAUCUUCAGCAGCAGCUCUUCUCUUGACAUUUGCCCCGGGAUUCUCUUUACCUUCCAAGGAUGAUAUGAUCACGAUAUUUGGUAGGUUUGGAUCUUUGAAUGAGAAAGAAACGGAAGUACUGAGAGAUUCAAAUUGUGCUCGGGUUGCCUUCAUGAGAAGCUCUGAUGCAGAAGAAGCCUUCAACAGUUCCCAAAAGGUCAGUCCCUUUGGACAUGCAGUGGUCAAUUACCGUCUUCACUAUUCAUCAGCCAUUUCUGGGGCAGUAGAACUUGAUGGGAGCUCACAUCUGCAACCAACCCCUCUGCUCAUUGAAGGCAAUGAACCCUCAGUAAACCCAUCUACUUCGAGGCUGAUGCCGGCAGCUGGUGAAGCUCCGCCUCUCGUUUUUAUAAAACAAAAUCUUGAGAUGAUGACAUCUAUGCUGGAGAAAUCAGGAGACAAACUAUCACCCAAGGUGAAAGCAAACUUGGAAGGUGAGAUUAAAUGCCUUCUGAAUAAGUUAAGCACAAUGGAUGAAUCUUUCUCGUCUUAGUUCAAAGUCUGUAUUAUAUGGAGCCAUUGCCUUCUACCCAUGUUCUCCUUUAUUUAUUCCCAUUAGGCUGCUGUGGAAUAGAGUUAGUAGGAAUCUCUGUUCCUUUGUAGGGUGGCUAUAACAUGAAUGUACUCAGUUGUAGGAAUACUUGUUUGGUUCUUUGGGGUCGUUUAGCA